Molecule: messenger RNA, 1491 nt
Organism: Micropterus salmoides (largemouth bass)
Lineage: Eukaryota; Metazoa; Chordata; Actinopteri; Centrarchiformes; Centrarchidae
Product: protein-glutamine gamma-glutamyltransferase 2-like
Exons: 7
Biological process (GO): peptide cross-linking
Molecular function (GO): protein-glutamine gamma-glutamyltransferase activity
Source: RefSeq, a predicted model, not a curated record
UCCAUAGACACAUUCCACACCUGAAACUUUCAUCACGUCACAUCACAGCAUCAAGUAAUAAGAGAUGUUACAUCAUUCAAGCCAACAGUGAUCUAACUAUUUAAAACGCUAAGGUAAUAUGGAGCAAACUAGGGGAUUUAUUCAUUUUGAAACAUGAUUGUUAUUACAUCAGCACAUUCAAGUCAUACAUGUUGCAACUUCCAUCUAUUCACAUAAGUGGAAUCAGUGAAUCAGUGUCACAUCAUUUGAGAGAUAAUGGUUGCAAUGGUGGUAUCAACUUGAUUGAUUCAUCUGUAACAAGUCGAAACACAGCUUAAGCUCCUAGGAAAUUAAUGCAGGUUGCAAGACCUGUUAUAUGUUAAUUUGAGAAGGGGUUGGGCCAGGACGAUGCUUUAAAAUCAAUCAGCACUAAGUCACCUGUCACUGUGCAUUUUCCUGUCUUUACAUCUACUAUUUUAAGAGAGAAAGUUCUGGAAAGAUGACAGCCGACGUGAAAAAAAAUGUUUAUAAGGGAGUGGACCUCCACUGUCAGACCAACAACACUGAACACCACACCAGUGAAAUCUCUGUGGAUCGGCUGAUUGUGAGGCGAGGCCAGCCCUUCACCCUGACCCUAAAACUGACGCAAUGUUUCAACCCGGACCUUUACCCGCUCAACAUCGUCGCAAUGACAGGAAAACACCCGUCUGAUGUUCGGGGGACGAUGUCAUUCUUCAGUGUCCCAGACAGAGUGCAGGGUUCACCAUCAGCAAAGGCAGUGUGGAAGAUAGCGCUUCACAAGAGUUCCUCCCCACUAACAGGCCUCUUGAACCUGACCAUUACGCCCCCGGCCGACACCCCCAUAGGGGAGUACUUGAUGUAUGUGACGCACAGGGAUGAGAAAAUGUUACUGGCAACGCCGGUGGUGCUCUUCAACCCCUGGUGUCCUGAUGACUGGGUGUUUCUGUCUGAUGGGGAGCAGAGGCAGGAGUAUGUAAUGAAUGAACAAGGAAUCAUCUACCGAGGAAGUGGCAGCUACAUUUCCCCUAUGAACUGGGACUACGGACAGUUUGAACACAACAUGGUGGACAUUUGUUUGAAGAUGUUGGACAUGAACAACAAACACUUGAAUGGCCCAGCUGACGAUGUUUCUGCGCGCUGUAACCCCAUCUACGUCAGCCGUGUGGUCAGUGCCAUGGUCAACUGUAAUGACGACCGUGGUGUCCUGCUGGGACGCUGGGACGGUUCAUUUUGCGACGGGGUCCCACCCUUUCAGUGGAAUGGCAGUCAUGCCAUUCUUAAGCAGUGGAUAAAUACUGACUGCAGCCCGGUCAAGUACGGGCAGUGCUGGGUGUUCGCCGGUGUGAUGUGCUCAGUAAUGCGCCUGCUGGGCAUCCCCUGCCGUGUGGUCACCAACUUCGAGUCAGCCCACGACAACAACAGCAAUCUGGUCAUCGACAUGUACUACGCCGACUACGGAGUGAGAGAGAAAGAAUCCCCUGACAGUAUUUG